Molecule: messenger RNA, 1188 nt
Organism: Auanema sp. JU1783
Lineage: Eukaryota; Metazoa; Nematoda; Chromadorea; Rhabditida; Rhabditidae
Source: the annotation of a GenBank genome assembly
AUGCUUCAAGUCAUAAAAGGCCAAACGGCCAUAAAUUGCUUAAGGGCUAUUUUAAGCUUCUACAUUGAUGAUAUCAUCAAAACUGUUUCUCAUCUUACAUCUUUACAGGGAGUAGUCAUUGAUACUCAAUUCUCUUGGGGACUCUUUGAGGCUUUGGAACAAUCUUUCCUUCUUAACACCACACCUGAAUUUGAAAUUGCUGCCUACACCGUCUGUGCUUUGGCUGGAAGUGGAACUUGCACCGUUAAGGUUAACAAUGCUAUGGUCAGCCUUCAGGUUUCGACUGUUUCUGCCAAUGGAACUGCCGUAGUGAUUUCUGGAUGCGUUCCUGAAGCUGAUGGAGGAUCCUCAUCUCACACCACCAAACACCCUUCCUCUAAAACCACUAAGGCUUCAACUAAUGAUCCUCAACUCCAGACUCUUGUCGACCAAAUGAGAACAGAAGAUGUUGAUAAGCCAAGUCAAACUGAUUACAAGCUCAACUGGGGUAACAAGGUUGGAUCCGGUAGCAACCAAAAGCUGUUUUCUUCCAUGAAUGAGAACAUUUUCAGCAGAAAAGUUUAUGAUGUGCUCAUUCAAGUUUUCGAUCAGAAUCUGUUCACCCCUGACGUUUGUACUGCUGAACCAGCUCUUUCCGGUUCUCGUAAGGUUGCUUUCCUCAAUGUUAUUGAUACAUGGACCAGUACCACAGUUUUCCAAUCUGCUUUCAAUUACUUGAAAUCCAAAGGAGUCAAGGAAGCUACCGAUAUGAACACAAUGAAAAACUUCUUGUUCAACUUCUGGUUCGGAACUUAUUCUCGCUGUAAGGGACCACUCGGAUCAUCUGGAUUUGAACACGUAUUCAGUGGCGAAUUCAAGAGUAAUACUGUUGAUGGACAACACAACUGGCAACGUUACUAUCUUUUGGAGAAAGCCGGCAAAAUCGUUUACAAUGGAUACUAUAACUACGAUGCUCAAUUAAUCGGAACAUUUCAAUACAAAUGGGCUGGAAAUUUGAAACAGAAGGGUGGUUUCUUCUUCGGAACUUCUCCAGCUUUUGAUUUCUCACUUUUGACUGUUUGCUCUCUUGUUCAUUCUGGAGCCAACGGAUGUCGCUUCACCAUAGAUGGAUACAAGUUGGCUGUUACCUCAUACACUCAAGAGUGUGGAGCAGGACUCUGCUUAGCUACAGCCUAUCCCACAGACUAG